AUGGCUCCUCCAACCCCUCUUACAGCUACCCCACAUCUCCUCGCCUUCCUAAAGGACCUCCACUCUCAAUCCCUGAACCAGGAAGCCAAAAUAGAAUGGUCCUCCCUUCCAGGCCAAACAACCAAUGAAUACGACAAUAUCAUGCGUGACAAGUUCAUUGCCUUGGACCAGGAUAAAUGUGAAUUGAUCUACCACAUCCUGCGCAGCAUUAACGCAACGACAAUCGUCGAAGCAGGAACCAGUUUCGGCGUUAGCACCAUAUACCUCGCGCUUGCUGCAGCUCAGAAUUCUGCACGUGGAGCUGGAGCCAGUGCUGCGGGAAGGGUUAUCGCUACCGAGAAGGAGCCUUCAAAGGCCGCUGUAGCGCAAAGGAACUGGCAGCAGGCUGGAGAGGAGAUUCAAGGUGUGAUUGAUCUUCGCAUUGGUGAUCUGCGGGAGACCCUCGGCAAGGAUCUGGGCACUGUGGACUUUUUGCUUCUGGAUAUUUGGACACCCCUAGCUCUUCCUGCUUUGAAGCUGGUUGAGUCGCAUUUCAGGCCUGGUGCUAUGAUUAUCGCGGACAAUACUGUGAAGGCUGCUGCGGGUUAUGCGGAGUUGUUUGCUUAUGUGGAUGCGCCUGGUAGUCGGUUCCGCAGGGUUACAAUGCCUUAUGCUGGUGGCUUAGAUAUGAUUGUGUAUCAGUGA
Messenger RNA from Penicillium longicatenatum, 684 nucleotides. RefSeq names its product O-methyltransferase. Bases 1 to 684 code for a protein of 227 amino acids. Gene Ontology annotation, molecular function: O-methyltransferase activity. Lineage: Eukaryota; Fungi; Ascomycota; Eurotiomycetes; Eurotiales; Aspergillaceae. The transcript is spliced from 2 exons. The record is from RefSeq and is a predicted model, not a curated record.